This is a messenger RNA of Aspergillus fijiensis CBS 313.89, 635 nucleotides long. RefSeq lists its product as uncharacterized. Lineage: Eukaryota; Fungi; Ascomycota; Eurotiomycetes; Eurotiales; Aspergillaceae. The record is from RefSeq and is a predicted model, not a curated record. The transcript has 4 exons. Gene Ontology annotation, cellular component: mitochondrial membrane. Gene Ontology annotation, biological process: mitochondrial respiratory chain complex III assembly. The coding region runs from base 85 to 435 and encodes 116 amino acids.
CUCUGCACCUCUCUACCGCCGAAAGCUUUGCAGUCUGACAUCAUCGCUCAAGACGGAUAGUCAUCCUCCGAACGCUUCGCCAUUAUGUCUCGUGCAGGAACUUGGCUGAAGAUGCUGGGAGUCGGUGUCGUUUGCUGCGUGGGAGGCCCCGCCUUCGUGCAAUACAUCCGGCCCACGGACGAAGAAUUGUUCAAGCGCUACAACCCCGACCUUCAGAAACGGAGUCUGGAAGAGGGCGACCGACGAGCACGGGAUUUCGAUGAAUACGUUACCAAGUUGAAGCAGUGGUCCAAGUCUGACAAGCAUAUUUGGAUCGCCGCUCAAGAACAACAGGAACAGAGACGCUUGGAGGCGGAAACACGAAAUACGCAGGCGAAGGAAGACGCCAAGGCGCAAAGAGAAGAAAUGCGGAAGGAGUUGCUUGGUGGGAAAUAAGAGGCAAAGAAGAUAUCAGUACGGAAGCAAGAUCUAUCAUGAAGCCUCCGGCUCUCGGUCGUUUUUGGUGAAACGAGAAAAAGUUGGGGAAACUGAAAAGCAGUCUCUCGAAUCGUCGUGGACCCAGGCGUGUGCGGAGUUACAUGGGCGAUAUUGUAUUAUAUUUCAUUUCAUUAAUGUGUGAACGACUGAAUGGAAAU